Penicillium manginii is the source of this 945-nucleotide messenger RNA. Its product is annotated as HVSL domain-containing protein. Gene Ontology annotation, molecular function: 3'-5'-RNA exonuclease activity. The transcript is spliced from 3 exons. The coding region runs from base 1 to 945 and encodes 314 amino acids. Gene Ontology annotation, cellular component: nucleus. The record is from RefSeq and is a predicted model, not a curated record. Gene Ontology annotation, biological process: U6 snRNA 3'-end processing. NCBI's taxonomy places the organism in Eukaryota, Fungi, Ascomycota, Eurotiomycetes, Eurotiales, Aspergillaceae.
AUGUCCCUGGUACAAUAUUCUGACAGCGACUCGGAAUCAGAAUCCUCCUCCCCACCCCGCAAGAAAGUAGCCCGAACAGCUCCAACAAAUCCAACAUCACUCCCCCCACUCCCCGCAUCUUUCCACUCGCUCUACGCCUCCUCCACACGCGUGAGCACCAAAGACGACCCAUCCCUCCACGCCGGUCGAAAACGCGCCAUUCCCCACGUCGAAGGGAACUGGCCGACACACCUAUACCUAGAAUGGGUUCCGGGUAAGGAGGAGGUUCACCUCCUUGCCGACUUGAUUCAGGCAGCCGACGCCAAUACCAGAAAACCCGCUAUCUUUCCCUCGACUCGAAGCGAUGAUGCCGCAGAAGUAACCCAGGAUGGCUCCGGCUCGACUGUGCACAGUCUUCUCCACUCCGAUCUGGGCGCGCAAUUACCCCUUCACAUCAGUUUGUCGAGGCCCGUGGUCCUGCGCACAGAGCAGCGUGCAUCCUUUACGGAGGCAUUGUCGAAGGGUGUGCGCUCAUCUGGUAUUUCUUCUUUUCAUGUCCGCCCCGAAACACUAAAAUGGGUCUCCAACUACGAGAAAACGCGUUGGUUCCUCGUCCUACGCGUCGCUAAACCAAAGGCCGAUAACCUGAACCGUUUACUCGGACUCUGCAAUUCGACCUUACAUCGCUUCGGCCAACCGCCUCUAUACGCUAGGGCCGAUCCUAUGUCAGAGAGGAGUCCGGAUUCUGGAUCUGCGUCGGGAUCUGCGUCAACAGACGAUGGUGAUUUCUCUGGAUGCUUUCAUAUUUCGAUUGCCUGGCGCUUGGAUGCGCCGGAGUCUGCAGAGCUGGAGCGUGUAAAUGCAGUGAAGUUGGAUAAAGUACAGGCCAUUGAUGUUCAGUUUCCGUGCGUGAAGGCUAAGAUUGGGAAUUAUGUUGAGAACUUUGAGCUUCCGCUACGAUCGUGA